Molecule: messenger RNA, 1018 nt
Organism: Brassica rapa (field mustard)
Lineage: Eukaryota; Viridiplantae; Streptophyta; Magnoliopsida; Brassicales; Brassicaceae
Product: GATA transcription factor 17
Biological process (GO): regulation of DNA-templated transcription
Molecular function (GO): zinc ion binding; sequence-specific DNA binding
Source: RefSeq, a predicted model, not a curated record
AAUUGCGGCGGUUGAAGAGAACAAAUCAAAAUUUGAUCUUCCCUCGUCUUUUUCUUUCUUUCAGAUUAGGACAAGUUCUGUCGGUUGGGUCCAAUGUAAUAAAAACUCCCGCGCGAGGGCAUAUAAGUAAAUAUCCACCCCCGAAAUACUAGGGUUUCCGCCCCCGCCUUCCUCCCUAACUAUAAAACUCCUCUCCGUUUGUUUUAUCCCCUCCCUCACCAUUCUCUCUCUCUUUUCCUUAUCAUCAAACUUGCUCAGCUCCGAUCACCGUCUUUGAAGAUGUCCGAGGGAUCAGUAGAAUCAAAAUCAAAGGUGGAUUCUGCCGGAGAGUUAUCAGAUGUCGACAACGAGAACUGCAGUGGAAGCGGCGGCGGUGGAAGUAGUGGCGAGACGAAGAGGACUUGCGUUGAUUGCGGAACACUUCGAACUCCUCUCUGGCGCGGUGGCCCUGCUGGUCCUAAGUCGCUGUGCAAUGCUUGUGGGAUCAAGAGCAGGAAGAAGAGGCAAGCGGCUCUUGGAAUCAAACCAGAAGAGAAGAAAAUCAGAAGAAGCAACAGCAGUAAUAGUGAUCUGAGCAUCGAUCAUCAUCGAAACGACAAGAACAAGAUCAACAAAGAUUAUGAUCACAAAACUUGUAGCACUAGUAGCAGAAGCAGCAAAAGAGUGAGUAAAUUUUUGGAUCUAGGUUUGGAUGUGCCGGUGAUGAAGAGAUCAGCGGUGGAGAAGAAGAGGCUAUGGAAGAAACUCGGCGAGGAAGAAAGAGCCGCCGUCCUUCUCAUGGCGCUCUCUUGUGGCUCUGUUUUUUCAUAAACGAAGAUGAAAAAGCUUCUUUUUAUUUUGAUUUUUGAGGGAAUAAUAAUUAAUGAAGAGUCUGAUUAAUUAAUUUUUAACUAGGUAGCGAGAGAUUAGUAUAUGUAUGAAUGUGUAAUAGUUAGUGAUGUCGUCUUUUUGGUUCCCACUAAUGUUAUGUAUUCAUUCGUCAAUGAAUUUCAAUUUUGAGAGCAGUUCAAAUUUUUAA